Acipenser ruthenus (sterlet) is the source of this 2743-nucleotide messenger RNA. Its product is annotated as UDP-N-acetylglucosamine transferase subunit ALG14 homolog. The record is from RefSeq and is a predicted model, not a curated record. The transcript has 4 exons. NCBI's taxonomy places the organism in Eukaryota, Metazoa, Chordata, Actinopteri, Acipenseriformes, Acipenseridae. The coding region runs from base 1 to 684 and encodes 227 amino acids. Gene Ontology annotation, biological process: dolichol-linked oligosaccharide biosynthetic process. Gene Ontology annotation, cellular component: UDP-N-acetylglucosamine transferase complex.
AUGCUUGACAUCUCUUCUAAUUGUUAUGUUAAAAUGGGUCUCAUUUUAGCCGCUAUAGUCGGACUUCUGAUCACAUUUUUCAUUUGUACUGUGAGGUUAUUUCUUGUUCUUCGGAAGGAUGCGGAACACAAACCAGGAAAGAAGGGUGCCGUCAGUGUGCUUGUGGUUGCAGGAUCGGGAGGACACACAACUGAAAUUCUCAGAUUGAUGGAGUCUCUUUCCCGGUCCUACUCUCCAAGACAUUAUGUCAUCGCUGACACAGACAAAAUGAGUGAAGAUAAAAUCCGCACCCUUGAAAAUUCUCACAAAGAAAAAGACACAACACGACAGUUUACUAUUCAGCGAAUCCCUAGAAGCCGAGAGGUCCAACAGUCCUGGAGGUCUUCGGUGCUGACAACUUUAUAUUCACUGCUCUACUCUGUGCCUCUAGUCUUUAAGCUGAAGCCAGAUUUGGUUUUGUGCAAUGGACCCGGGACCUGUGUCCCAGUGUGUGCAUCUGCCCUCCUUCUAGGAAUCUUGGGAGUCAAGAAAGUGCUGAUCAUCUACGUAGAGAGCAUCUGUCGGGUGGAAACGCUUUCCCUCUCUGGAAAGUUACUGUACCAUUUGUCAGAUUAUUUUUUUGUACAGUGGUCAGCCCUAAAGGAAAAGUAUCCCAAAUCCACUUAUCUUGGCAGAAUAGUAUAAACACACAACAACACAAGUGACCAUCAUAACAUGAAUGUAAACAUUUGCAGAUCAGGUCCGUUCUGGUACAGUGGACUUAAUCUCAACUUUCCUCUCAAGAAAGUGCUAUAAUUUCUGAAUACUGGAAUUUUAUACAAACAACCAAAUGAUCUAUUUAUAAUGAAAAACCAUGGUCAAUAUGUUGUUUUCCAGUAGGAAGUCUUCAGUAAUUACAGUACCUGUAUUCUAGAAGCUUAGUCACAAAAAGUGAAAUGAAAUGUGAUAUUCAUUCCUGUUGGCAGAAAACAUUAACUGUUCCUGUCUUUUUUUUCAUAAAAACUGAUAUAUUUUUAAUAACUAAAAUUAUAAAAAAUAAAGUAAAGGUAGGGUAGGGAAGUGUUAUGCAUAGUGGGGCAUAACUUCAUGUGUACCUAAUUGCAGGUAUUGAUGGGUUCAGAUUGAUGAAAAAUAUUCAAAUGCACCACGUGGACCAGUAAAAUUGCACGAAGCUGCUUAAACACUUCAAAUGCUUCAUUUUCUCAAUCAAAAAGCUUGUGCUUUGUAUUGCUGGUAGUCCAAAAAAUAUUUAUCUCUUGUACAUUACAUUGCAAUUCAAUACAACAAACAGUUACACAGCUCCUUGUAUAUCAGAUAUCCCAAUGCACUUUAUUUAACCCGUAACAACCAUUUGUGUUACAGAGUAGUUGUCUGUACAAAUCGACUACAAUUAAAUGCCCCUGCUAAUUGAUACUUUUGUAUUAUAUCUUAUGCUGAUUAUAACUCUGGCUACUAAGCUUGUGGUCUUAUUCACAUCAUCAUUCCUUAGUAAAAGAUUUCUCUGUUUCAGUUCCUCCCUCCCCCUCCUCCACCAGUAUCUGUAAAUGGUAUCUCAGGGUGGGGUGGAGUUGGGGGUGUUGUCUUUGUCUGGGUCAGCAUCAUCUCCCCUGGGACACAGCUGUUAGUUUUAGACAUUCUAAUCACUGCGGUGUAAAAUACUGUGCAAGCAAUACCCAUAGCUGCAUGUUCUGCUGUUCUACACCUGACUUUGCUUACACAAGAAGAAUUCCUCCAUGUAACCAAUAUGUUUUUAUUUGAAUGAAAAAAUAAAUAAAGUCCAGUACAUUUGUAUUUAGUGUAACCCAUUUAAAAUAGUUUUUGAAAGGUGCGGUACAAUGACAAUCUGGAAGGGGUAAUGUGAGCUUCUCCACAAAGCUUCUUGACCUGAACUACCAGCAGUGCCUUUCUGUUCUUAAGCUCAACUUUCAAAGGUGCAUUAAUGCACUGCACCACCUAGCUCCCUUCCAGAUGAUUUUUUUAAAAUAUCCCCAAAAGGAGAAGGUGCAGUUUUGUAGUGGCACAGUAUGGAAAUGCUUCAGCGGUCAAGAAAUGCCAUGGUCACGUACAAAACAUCUGCAGACGCUGUAGCAUUGUCAUACACAAAUCAGAUGGAAACUUGGCGUUUUAAAUCCUGCUCUGCAGCCUCAAAGCAGUGUGCGUGUUAUUGUUGGCAGCUUGUUAAAGUCAUUAAGUCGACUUGAGUGGGAUGGAAAGUUGCAGACUUGUAGUGGCCGUGUUCCAAGAUGAAGGUAGUGAUACUGCUGUGGCUUUUGGGAAGCCUUUGUUUAGGUCUGAAUGACUACUUUGCUGUUCACUCACUGGCAGCAGUGUGGAGUAGUGGUUAGGGCUCUGGACUUUUGACCAGAGGGUUGUGGGUUCAGUCCCUGGUGGGGGACACUGCUGCUGUACCGUUGAGCAAGGUACUUUACCUAGAUUGCUCCAGUAAAAACCCAACUGUAUAAAUGGGUAAUUGUAUGUAAAAAAAAAAUAAUAAUGUGAUAUCUUGUAACAAUUGUAAGUUGACCUGGAUAAGGGUGUCUGCUAAGAAAUAAAUAAUAAUAUAGAAAAGUAAGUAUUUCGUUUUUAUUUAUUGCAGAAGUUAUCCUUAAAUUCUAUAAAUAUACAAAUGACCCCAAUAGGGUAAAUGGACCCCAAAUGAGGACAGGGCAUCUCUUCUUUGAUUUACCAGCUGUCAGUUGCAAGGCAACAAAAGUUAUGCACAACGCUGCUGUGUAAACUACCG